Messenger RNA from Ciona intestinalis (vase tunicate), 2059 nucleotides. The record is from RefSeq and is a predicted model, not a curated record. NCBI's taxonomy places the organism in Eukaryota, Metazoa, Chordata, Ascidiacea, Phlebobranchia, Cionidae.
AGAUUUUUAUAAGAUCAAAAGUAUUAUAGAGUAUGGGUUGAGUAUGGGUACUCUAACAUAAAUGGUGUCUGUUGGUAUGUAGAAAUGCGUUAUUUAUCUUCACAAGUCUUUCUUGGUCUUGUUUUAGAGUUCCUUAUUUCUUAUACACCUUCAGCAUCUCGUAUAAAACACUGUUCCAACAAAACCAAUGGACAAAAUUGCAAGUUUGACCACAGGCAUAAUAUACUAUGGUGUGAUUCCACAACUUUUACUUCAUUACCUCCACCCAAUGAAAUACAUGGAGAAGGUGAUCCUCGGUAUGCUGAAACAAUUUACUUAAACUCAAGUUGCCAACAGAAUUUUAGAGGUGUUCUGCGGCAAUACGCCCAUGUAAAGCAACUGAACUAUGACGACAACAUGAUACAAACUAUUCCCAAGUCAUGCUUCAGUCAUUUACAUCUAGAUGAACUUAUAUUGUCACGGAAUUCAAUUUCAACCAUUAAUAGUGCUUUUAAUGGUGUAUCAAAUUUGACAAUUUUACGAUUGGAUCGGAACAACUUAAAGUAUGUGCACAGACAUGCUUUCAAAGAAUUAAUAUCAAUGAAACUACUUGAUCUUAGCUACAAUAAAAUAAAAAAGUUUGAACCAGGACAUCUGAGUGGCCUGGUACAGUUAAGGGAAUUGCGGUUGAAGCAUAAUCACUUACAAAGCCUUGAUAGCGACUUGUUGGUGUCAUCUCCACAUUUGGAAGUUGUUGACCUUAGUUUUAACAGACUUCAAUGUUUACCUGCCAACCUGUUUGAUAACCAAAGUGACCUGAAAUCAGUUCUACUCAUGUCAAACCAACUUCGUACUCCACAUUCAGAUUGGUUUCGACGUAUCGUUGCAAAUGGGAGGGUACCGGAUGUAAAUUUAAUGCAAAACAACAAAUGGUUAUGUGAUUGCCAUUCAAUUAAAUACAGAGAUUUUCUUAAAGACAAAGAUCAAUGGAUUGAUAAAUUGGAUGUUAGGUGCUUUCAACCUGCAACGAAUAAAGGAAAGUAUCUAAGUGAUGUAAAACACUUUGGAAGCUGUCUUUAUCCAUUAGAAUCAUUGGAAUGUGAACAGCAACAGUCUUCUACAAGAACAACAAAUGUUCUAACGCGGACAACAACAAAAACAACAACAACAACAACUUUUCAACAUUUAGAAACAUCCGCUGGUGUUCCAAAGCUUUCAAAUCAAGUUGCAGAACCUCAAGAAAAUCAAUUCAUGAUUAUUAGUAUUGUAAUGGGGUCUGUAUGUAUUGUUUUAAUGGUAGUUGCAGGGGUAGCUGUUUAUUGCUGUAUGGCAAAGUUUAAAGAGGUUACAGUAGAAAAACAGCCUACCCUUAACAAUGAGAAUAUUGUAGAUGUAAAUAAUCGAAAUCGUUCUCCAAUGAGAGACUCAAGAACAAAUAGCAUUAAUCAGACUAAAGUUAAGGAUGUAUGUGUAAUACCACAACGCAACAACAUACAACGAAGUAAAUGCGACAGUGGUUUUGUGGCGUGGGACGAAGACAGCUUAGUUCCACAGCAGUUUUGGAGUAACACACCAGGAAAUAUGAUACGUGAAACACAGGAUCAAAGAAGCAUUUUAAGUGGUGACGACCACAACGUUUAUGAGGAUGUCUCCUAUGUAUAAGCCAACCGAAUUACAGACAAUGUGUAAAAGUCGAAUAUGCAAAUCGUGACAAUAUUUACACUUUACCGUUAUCGUAAUUUUAUUGGUUUACUAUGCACAUAACAUUUAAAUUUGCCUUAAUUUGAAGACCGAAGCACUUAUUUAAACAUCAUUUUAUGAAAUGUAUAAUUAGCUUGUGGCAAAUUUACGAAUUUACGAAUUCGUUCCUGCUGACAUAAGUGUCACUGAAGCGUGUUGCUCACAUUUGAACUCGUGGGUUUUUUAUAAGCUUGCUUUUAUCGCUGUACAUUCCAUGCUUUAACUGUGCCUUUUGAUCAAUUAUGUGCUACUCAGUGUUUGGAGUAGUUAGGCCUAUAGUGUAUUAAAAAUAUGCUUUAUAACAAAGUUAUAUGCAAUACACAUCCAAACGUCUAUUAAA